Molecule: messenger RNA, 1952 nt
Organism: Haplochromis burtoni (Burton's mouthbrooder)
Lineage: Eukaryota; Metazoa; Chordata; Actinopteri; Cichliformes; Cichlidae
Exons: 1
Coding region: 25-1923 (632 amino acids)
Biological process (GO): DNA integration
Molecular function (GO): nucleic acid binding
Source: RefSeq, a predicted model, not a curated record
GUUGGGGAACUAAUCAGAGAUGAAAUGGACAUUCAGAUUAGUAACAUGCGCUUCUUCUCCGACAGCAAAGUCGUUCUUGGCUACAUCUACAAUGAGGCAAGAAGAUUUCACGUUUUCGUGAACAACCGGGUGCAACGCAUCAGACGAGCAACAGUACCAACUCAGUGGGGCUAUGUACCCUCGGUGCACAACCCGGCCGAUCACGGAUCCAGAUCUCUACCUGCCGAAAAACUGUUGUCCAGCACAUGGUUGAAAGGGCCGGAGUUUCCCUUAAAGCCCUUACAGAGCAACUCAUCAGGUACAUUCCAACUUCAAAACCCCGACUCAGACAUUGAAGUUCGUCCCUUGAUCACUGCCACCAUUCAAACAUCAUACCCCUGUUUAAAGACUGCAAACUUAGAAUCUUUCUCCAGCUGGCAGUCUCUUACCAGGGCAGUUGCACGUUUGGCACACAUUGCACGCACCUUUAAGGUAAAGCAAUCAGGCGGACAAUGUAAGGGAUGGCAUAUAUGUCAUGAACUCACUACCUCAGAUUUUGAGCAAGCAAGAGAGACGGUUAUAAAAGCAGUCCAACAAGAAAGCUUCCCAGAGGAGCUCAAACAAAUAGAGUCAAGGAAGGACAUCCCAAAGAAAAGCCCUCUCUUAAAGCUUUCUCCCUACCUUGACAAAUCAGGCCUCCUGAGGCUUGGCGGACGCCUUCUUCAUUCUGACCUUGAGUCCGCAGAAAAACACCCCUUGAUUAUGCCGCACAAACACCAUGUAACUAACCUGUUAGUCCGCUAUUACCAUGAAAGGGUCAGGCACCAGGGGCGUCAUCUUACAGAGGGUGCUUUAAGAUCCGCAGGUUACUGGGUCUUAGGAGGUAAACGCCAGAUCAGCAGCCUCAUUUACUCAUGCGUAGUUUGUCGCAAGCUAAGGGGAGUAACACAGUUCCAAAAAAUGUCAGAUCUUCCUGCAGAACGUCUUAGUGCUGAGCCUCCAUUUUCUUACGUAGGCAUAGAUGUGUUUGGGCCAUGGUCGGUUGCCUCUCGUCGUACUCGGGGCGGACUUGCCAGCAGCAAACGAUGGGCAGUGAUGUUCACCUGCAUGAGCACAAGGGCAGUUCACCUUGAGAUCAUAGAGGGGAUGGACACGUCUAGCUUCAUUAACGCUCUCCGCAGGUUCUUUUCAGUCAGAGGACCUGCAAAGCAAUUGAGAUCGGAUUGUGGAACUAACUUCACAGGAGCCUCCAGGGAGCUAGGGUUUGACAAAAGGAUUCCUUGUGACCCACGUGUUAAAUCCUUCCUAAAUGAUCAUGGAUGUAGUUGGGUCUUCAACCCUCCCUACUCUUCUCACAUGGGGGGCAGUUGGGAGUGGAUGAUAGGAGUGGCACGUAAGAUAUUAGACUCCCAGCUCGCUCAACUUGGUUCCAGGCCCCUCACGCACGACGUCCUGACCACCUUCAUGGCAGAGGUGGCCGCCAUCAUCAACGCACGGCCGCUGGUUCCAGUGUCAAGCGAUCCCGAUGUUCCGUGCAUCCUUACUCCCGCCACACUCCUCACGCAAAAAGUUGGUGCACCUCCAACACCCUUAGGUGACUUCGGGGAGAAGGACCUCUACAGGCAACAGUGGAAAAGAGUUCAGAGUCUGGCCAACUCUUUCUGGCAUCGCUGGCGUAAGGAGUACUUAUCAACACUGCAAUGCCGCUGCAAGUGGCAUUCCACCAGACCAAACCUGCAGCAGGGGGAUGUGGUCCUCCUGAAAGAUCCUCUCGUGAAGAGAAAUCAGUGGCCCAUGGGGGUGAUUGCAAAGGUUCAUCCCAGUAGUGACGGACUUGUCAGGAAGGUAGAAGUCAAGGUGGUGAAAGAUGGUAAAGCCAAAGUUUACUUUAGGCCAGUCACAGACGUUGUUCUUCUUGUAUCAGCUGCUGUGCAACAAGUUUAGUUUGGGUCCAAGUGUGACAUCUUACCGAU